GUAAAGGCUAUAGGCCAGCCCAGGGGAAGAGCUCGGCCCCGGAAAGGGAGUUCCGUGGAUGCGUGCGCGCGCAGCUGGCGGGAGAUAGGAAAUAACAAUAACGCCCGAGACGGCGCACAGAAGUGUCCGGAGCAGCAGAAUGUCACGGCGGUCCCGUGGCGAUGAUCUUGAGGAUUUGCAAUAUCAGGACACAGACUCUGAUGUCCCAGAGCCAAAGGAAAACCGGGUCAAAGUGAAAUGGACCCCAGAAGAGGAUGAGACUCUAAAAGCCUUGGUGAAGAAGCAUGGACAAGGUGAAUGGAAGACGAUUGCCAGUAACCUUAAUAAUCGUACCGAACAACAGUGUCAGCACCGCUGGCUUCGUGUUCUUCAUCCUGACUUGGUUAAGGGUCCGUGGACAAAAGAGGAGGAUGAAAAGGUAAUUGAGCUAGUGAAGAAGUAUGGCACCAAGCAUUGGACCCUCAUAGCUAAGCAGCUCAGAGGCCGCAUGGGCAAACAGUGCCGCGAACGCUGGCACAAUCACCUCAAUCCGGAAGUGAAAAAGUCAUCAUGGACAGAGGAAGAGGAUAGAAUUAUAUGCCAAGCCCAUAAAGUAUUGGGAAAUCGAUGGGCUGAAAUAGCAAAGCUGCUUCCUGGGAGGACAGACAAUGCCGUGAAGAAUCAUUGGAACUCUACCAUCAAACGUAAGGUGGAGACUGGAGGAUUCCUGACUGUGAAGGCCAGUGGGCAACAAGAAGAAAGGGAAGACUCUGGGUACCAAGCUGCAGAGGACCAGGUACAAGCUAAUCAUGUACUGCUCUCUGAACCUGUGGAACGCAGUGCUAACAUUCCUGAGGAGCCAUCAAACAUACUUUCUCCCAAGCUUCUGGGUAUUAGAUCUGAGCAAGAAAGCGGAGGUGAAGGUUCAAAUUCCGAAUCUGCCACAGCCAUAGUGGAUUCUGCUCCAGAAAAGUGGAUGGUGGAAUAUGUGAAUUUCCUGGUGCCCGGAUCAGACAUAAUGGAAUCUGACCCUGAAGCGUGGUGUGAAUUAUCCAGUUUUGAUCUGGGAGAGGACUCUACCAUCAGUGAUGUUGGAAGCCCCACCCACGCUGCUGUUACUGACAAACCCCAGGCUUCUAAUGUCACAGAAUACCGCCUGGAUGGCCACACCCUCUCUGACCUAUGCAAGGGAAAUAAAGGGGAGCUGAUACCCAUAUCUCCUCAGCCCCAGACCGCUUUUGGAACACCUCCCUCUGUGCUGAAACAACACAAGAAAAGAAAGAUUACCCUGUCACCUGUUACAGAGAAUGGUGGUAGCAUUACUACAUCAGUUACAGAAGCGAACAGCAUGACCCCCAAAAGCACACCAGUGAAAUCCUUGCCUUUCUCCCCAUCGCAGUUCUUGAACUUCUGGUCCAAACAAGAUGCACUUGAGCUGGAAAAUCCGUCCCUCACCUCUACUCCUGUGUGCAGCCAAAAGACGAUGGUGACCACUCCUCUUCAUCGGGAUAAGACCCCGCUGCUGCAGAAGAAUUCUGUUUUCAUCACACCGAAUAAUAAAUUUGCGGCAGACCAUGUACUGCACACUCCAACACCGUUUAAAAAUGCACUUGAGAAGUUUGGGUCGCUGAAGCCACUGCCACCAACCCCUCAUCUAGAGGAGGAUCUAAAGGAAGUUCUACGUAGUGAGUCUGGCAUUGAGCUAAUCAUUGUGGACGAGCCUAAGCUUGAACGUCAGAAGCGAAAACCACACAGCCCGAUGAAAAAAGUGCGCAAGUCCCUUGCUUUGGAUAUUAUAGACAAACAUCCGAAGCCUUUGUCACUAACUCUUCCAUCAGCUGUUUCUGCACAUAUGCAGCCUCAAACCUGUGAUAGUUUCCUGUCUGUGUCUCUCAAUGAGUCUUCCUGCAGCAGCAGAGAGGAAAACAAUGUCCUUAACCAAGGCUUUGUCCAGGUCAAGACAAGCAAAGGAGCCGUUGCACAGCUUGGGAACACCUCACAGCUACUCACUGACAUUGGCGAGCUGGUGAAAACCCAGUGCAGCCUCCGUAAUACUGAAACAGCCACUCCUUUUAAAACAGAGAAUGGGACAUUCACAAAUACAGACUUGUGCCCGCAAUCACUGAUGGACACGUUUCAUUCUACCGCAGUAGCGUCUAAUAAAUGUCCAACCAUCAAAACAGAAACUCUUUUCCAAGUAAAGCCUGAAAAGACAAAAAUGCAGAGGCACAACAUUAUGAAUAUUCCAGAGCCGAUGACCGCCGCCUGGAAAACAGUGGCUUUUGGUGGUUCCCAGGAUCAGAUGCUGAUGCAAGAGAAAGCACGGGCAAUACUGAACUUAACAUAUAAACACAGCUCUACCUCGCGAGCACUUGUUCUUUCCUGACAUUUGUCCCGCUAAAUCUGAUCCCAUCUCCUUCAUGAGAGCAGGAUUCUAUUCGGCAUACAAAUGGAUUUAAAGAUUCAUGCUCUUGUUUACAACUUUGCAGCGGAGUCUUCACAGUCCCAGGAUGUGUCAUUUUAAAAGAAGAGUCUGAGGGGUGAAUUUAUUCUCCAAUGCUAUUCCUUUCUUGCACAGUUGCCCUGUUAAUCUUGCAGUUCUCUUGAGCUGGGUUUUAUUCUUGUGCCACUGGCCCCCAGAUGAAUCUGUUCUUUGCUAGCCAUUAGAUGGCUGACUUUUUUUUGGCAAGUAGAUAUUUGCAGUGGGAUAUGUUCAGAAAGUGAAUAUUUUAUGUAUUCCAUAGGAGACCCUGGGCUUAUUCUUUGUUCCCAGACAAGCCUGUGCUCUUUUCUGUAACUAGUUAGUUGCAGAGUGAAUGCCCAUGGCACAAAUACGUGCACUAAAUUGCCUUCUUUUGAACAGCAUUUGCGUCAAAAAAAACCUUUAAUCAAUGUUUAUUCGUAAUCUUGAGAAAUAACUGGAAAACAAAUUUGACAAAGUAAUUGAAACGUUCAAAGCCUUAAGAUACUGGCUUUGUAUGUUUUAAAUGCCUUUCUUGUGUAGUCAAUCUAUGCACCUAUGCUUAUUCUUACUGGUGGUCUCAUGUUGUAUACUUUCCCUUUCAUACAUGUAUGUCAAUUCAGAAUGGCAACUGCAGACCUCAGUACGAGGAUCGUUCUACCUCGUCAGACAUGAGUUAAUUACACCGGCAUUGAAACUAGAGUUCUUUUCAAAUCUGGAAAACAAAUGGUCCGGUUCUAAGGAGAGCAGAGAUUUCUAGGUGGUUAGUACAUCUUGAAGCAUGGAAAGGCUAGAAGAUGGGUAAUCUAGUUACUGUAAUGAGAUUGCUCACGUGCAAAACCCCCCUAUCACGAACAUUAGCUUUGGGAGCCCAGUAACACCAUUGACAGGUUAAGAGCCCCUUCCUCUUUGGAAUUGCAAUUUUUUUUUAAAAUUCAUGCGGCGAUGCAAAAUAUAAAGGUGAAACCCUGUUA
Messenger RNA from Xenopus laevis (African clawed frog), 3414 nucleotides. It is a transcript of the gene mybl2.S, whose product is annotated as MYB proto-oncogene like 2 S homeolog. The record is from RefSeq and is a predicted model, not a curated record. Lineage: Eukaryota; Metazoa; Chordata; Amphibia; Anura; Pipidae. The coding region runs from base 140 to 2365 and encodes 741 amino acids. Gene Ontology annotation, biological process: positive regulation of transcription by RNA polymerase II; DNA-templated transcription; mitotic cell cycle. The transcript has 14 exons. Gene Ontology annotation, cellular component: nucleus. Gene Ontology annotation, molecular function: DNA-binding transcription factor activity, RNA polymerase II-specific; DNA binding; RNA polymerase II cis-regulatory region sequence-specific DNA binding.